This is a messenger RNA of Aspergillus affinis, 918 nucleotides long. RefSeq lists its product as uncharacterized. The record is from RefSeq and is a predicted model, not a curated record. NCBI's taxonomy places the organism in Eukaryota, Fungi, Ascomycota, Eurotiomycetes, Eurotiales, Aspergillaceae. The coding region runs from base 1 to 918 and encodes 305 amino acids. The transcript is spliced from 3 exons.
AUGGCUCCGCGUCAAUGUCGUCACUACGCUGGCCGUAGCAGCGACUAUGACGAGACCGCCAGCAGCGUGUCUUUCCGCAUGGACUCAGAUGAUGAGGCCAGCGCGGAUUCGGAAACGGACGUCACGGACCCUGAUGUCCGUUCCUCCCCUCGCCGUAAAGGCAAGGGUAGACCUUGUCGUCGAAACACCUCCAAGCAGACGUCGCCGGGAAGGAAGCCCCGUGGGCUUCAAAGGCCACCUUCCCCAAGCUCCAUGGGUACGGAUUCAGACUCUAGCAGCGAUGACGCUGAUGAAGAAACCAGCCCUCCCCGACACCCUGGGCAACAGCGUUCCCAGAAGCAAUGCCGGAAAUCAACUGCCGUAUCAGGCAGUGAGAGGAGCCGGGAUGUUGAUUCGGGCACCAGCCCCAGUGAUGACGACUCCUGUGACGAUGACUCCUGUAACGACUCUGAUACGGACCCCGACGUCGAUUCGGACAAUGACACUUCGUCGGACAGUGAAGAUGAUUGUUACGCGGAUGGCACCAGAAAUAUGAUCAUGCGGAUGGAUGAUCGGUGGGAGCGAUACUGCCGCAAGAGAAAUAAGAAAUACCGGUCGUUGCCGGACUCGAAAUGGGCGGAUCCUGUUACGGCGCUUCGCGCUGCAGGGAAGCGAGAUUUGACCCUGUUCUUCCCUAACGAUCUUGGGAUCCGGCAGAGCAUUCGAAAUACCGUACGGCGGAAAGGCUUAGACACCGAGGAGAAUGACAAAACGCCGAUGUUUAUUGAAGAUGUGGUUCCGCUGCAGGAGACCACCCUCCGCACGACGGAGAAACGGUUCUACAUUGGCCUGCAACGCAUGCAGCAAUGUCUCUACCAUCUGAUGGCGUGUUUUACGGUCAACCGCAUCGAUGCCAUGCGAUUUGUCGGUGGAGGCUGA